Messenger RNA from Saccoglossus kowalevskii, 1035 nucleotides. RefSeq lists its product as uncharacterized. NCBI's taxonomy places the organism in Eukaryota, Metazoa, Hemichordata, Enteropneusta, Harrimaniidae. The record is from RefSeq and is a predicted model, not a curated record.
AAGUUUUGUAUGUUCACAACAAACACCAUAUCCCGUUACGUCUUCUCUUCCAUAGCUCGCAAUGAUAUCGACUUGUGUUUGAAGAACUACAUAGAAUAUGUCUCGCCGUGCAAGCGUUCCAUCCAAAGGUGAAAAGGUCACCGAUUCCCUGCUCAAAGAACGAGUCCGUGAGCUUGAAAGUGAAGUAUCCUCAUUGAAGAGAAGAUUAGAUGAGUUAAGAAAAGCUAAGAACACCACUAUAUUGAAAAAAGAAAAGCAGUAUGUGUCAGUUGGAGAACCAAGCAUUUCAAAAUCAACUACUGAUAACGGAAAAGUUAGUGAUUUACAAAAACAGAUUGAACAACUGAAAAUAAAACACAGCAAAGAACUGCAAGAUGAAAAAGUGAAGGAAAACAAAGACUGUGGACAUGCCUCUGUCAUUGACCAGAUGACAAAAAAAUGUGAAGUCUUAGAAAAGGAAAAACAGGAAGCGUUAUACUUGAAUGAUAUCAUGGGUAAAGAAAACCAAGAACUGAGUGAGAAAUAUCAGCAAUUACUGACAGAACUGAGUAUAAAGGAAGCAGAAUGGUGUGAAAAAGAGGAACAGCUUAAUAUAAAACUCAAGUUACAAUGGGGAGAGAAGUACAGAGAAUGGAUGCAACAAACUGAACAGAAAAUUGCAGAUUUACAGAAAGUCAAUCAGUUUUUGAGAACUCAGCUGCAGACCCAGGCACCUAAAGACGAUGAUCCUUUCUCAUAGAGAAAUGAAAGGAUGGAGCAUUAUCAUUUGUUUCCAUGGUGACCUCUUCCCAGCAUGCAUUUUUCUAUAUGCACCAGUGUAAACUGUCAUUUUUAAACCGUGUUAUAUAAGUGAUUACCAAUAUAGUAGUGCAGGUACUUGAGGUUCAGGUGAUUAGGAACAACAGGUGCUAUCUUAUGUCAAACAUUUUUAUUAUAUUUAUUUAUUUAAAUAUCACUCACAUAUUUUCUGUCGAUGGUUUCCACAAGCUAAAACAUAGUAUACAAUUAACAAACUACAUUACCAUAUGAAAGCAC